Messenger RNA from Rhodotorula toruloides NP11, 966 nucleotides. RefSeq names its product pyruvate dehydrogenase X component. Gene Ontology annotation, biological process: pyruvate decarboxylation to acetyl-CoA. The transcript is spliced from 6 exons. NCBI's taxonomy places the organism in Eukaryota, Fungi, Basidiomycota, Microbotryomycetes, Sporidiobolales, Sporidiobolaceae. Gene Ontology annotation, molecular function: dihydrolipoyllysine-residue acetyltransferase activity. The record is from RefSeq and is a predicted model, not a curated record. Bases 1 to 966 code for a protein of 321 amino acids. Gene Ontology annotation, cellular component: pyruvate dehydrogenase complex.
AUGCUCGCAGUACUCAGGACAGCCCGCCAGGCGACUCGGCCACUCGCUCGCCAGCUCCAUGCCUCUUCGGCCGUUGCGGCGUACUCGAACUUCCUCAUGCCGGCCAUGUCGCCGACCAUGACGGAGGGCAGCAUCUCGGAGUGGAAGGUCAAGGAGGGAGAGGCAUACACGGCAGGCGCCGUCCUGCUGUCCAUCGAGACGGACAAGGCGACUAUCGAUGUCGAGGCGCAGGAUGACGGUGUGAUGGGCAAGAUCUUGGUUGGCGACGGCGCAGCGGGUGUGCAGGUCGGCAAGCUCAUUGCGAUUUUGGCAGAGGAGGGCGACGACUUGGCAAACAUCGAGGUUCCCUCAGAGGAAGCCGCCGCCUCCUCUUCCGCCCCCUCCCCCUCCGACUCCAAGUCCGAAGCCGGUCCAACCUCUCCUACCGCCUCCGACGCUCCUACUCCCUCUCCCGCCACUCCCUCCCCAACUCCCUCCGCCACCCAUGCCCACCAUCACCACUCCAAGCCUCUCCUCCCCUCCGUCCUCCGCCUCCUCGCCUUGAACGGCAUCCAGGACGCGAGCGAGAUCAAGGGAACUGGACACAACGGCGUUUUGACGAAGGGAGAUGUUCUUGCUUUCAUGGGCAAGAUCAGCAGCCCGCGAGGAUCGCUGCCGAAGGAGAAGCCUCAUGGUGGACACCCUGCGAACGAGUACACCGCGACGCCCAAAGACGUCAAGAAGCCGGUCGAGGUCCAGCUCGACGGUCCCAGCAUGCGCCGGAUCAUCGCUUCGGGUCUCGCUACCGCAGCAGCGGGACCCAAGCCUGCGAUCGUCUCCGCGCCCGUCUUCUCCUUCGACUCGAUCCUCGACGACUACCUCCCCCCUUCUCAGCGCUCAAACGCCCGCUCGACAUCCUCCGCAUCGCCCGUCCCGCCUCCUCCCGCUGCGAACCAGAACGCUUUCGACGCGAUCCUGGGACUGUAG